Molecule: messenger RNA, 3580 nt
Organism: Phymastichus coffea
Lineage: Eukaryota; Metazoa; Arthropoda; Insecta; Hymenoptera; Eulophidae
Exons: 10
Coding region: 365-3346 (993 amino acids)
Source: RefSeq, a predicted model, not a curated record
CUCGAGCGAGAAGCAGCUGCAGCAGCGGCAGCGGCAGCGGCUCCGCCGAGACAAUCGGCUCGUGAAAUUCUCCCGGGAGAGCCGUCUGUCUCUCUGAGGCGCGCGCGCGCGCGGACGCUCGCUCGUGCACUGACCCAGCCAGACUUUCAACGCUCUCCGGUGCGCACGCACGCGCGACGCCUUAUACGGCCGGUGCGCGCACCACCGCGGCUUAGUAGCCUCCAAACCUCGCGCGACGCACCCUCGGACUCGCUAGUGUUCGCCCGUGCCGGGAGCCGGAAGCUGUGCCCACGACUGCGCUCUCUUCUCGACUUUUGCCAAAAUGAAGCGGAAAGCCUGAGACGAAACGCAAGGAAAAAGAAGAAUGGAGCUGGUCUUGUCGGCGGGUGGUGGAGCCGGCGACGCAGGCUCGCCGUUUCGGAACGAGGACGUGCGCGAGUGGUCGCGGAUCGACCACGUCACUGGCAUGCUGGAGCGAGCGCGCGUGGAAACUGACCGCUGGCAGGCCGACAGUCAUGACGCCAAGCAGUCUUACGGCAAGAUGACCGACUCGAGAGUGCGAAACUCGGCGGACGGCAGCCUGGUCCAGAAGGCUCGACGCCAGGUCGAGAUAUUCCAGAGCCGAGGCAACGGCGGCAGAAAUCUCCAGGUGGUGCGCGCCUCGCAGUGGUCCUCCUCCAGAGCCACCGACUGCGCUCUGCAGCUGGCUUCCACGCUCGAUGUAAGUCUCUCGCCCGCCUGCCGGUCGCGCAACGAUUAUCUCCGAUCGCACGCUGGUCCGCAGCAGCGCGCUCGGUGCAUCGGUGACGACGACGACGACAACGACGACGACGACGACGCUAUGAGCGCCGACCCGACGCUCAACUCGGCUCGGCUGAAUCUGUGGCGAGACGCGGCGGUAUCGGACCUCGACCGGCUGUCCUACCUCUGCCGCAAGCUGCACCACGAGGCGAUGAGUAACGCCGGCUUUUGGCCGCUCGACGCCGCUGUCCGGCGCACCCCUUCACCCGCGCCGCACGCGAGCACCGACGACGGCCUCGGCGGUAGAUUGUCGCCGAGCGGGCGGCGCAGCAACUCCAACGAGGACCUAUUCAGUCUACUGUCUAACGGCGACGAGGCGUUCGCGAGGGACUGCAAGACGCGCCGGUCGCUGCAGAUCCCGGAGAACGCCGAGGACAAAGCCGAGAGCAAGGCGAGGAGGUGCCGAGCGCAGCUGAUCGCCGAGCGGGCCAAGAGAUUCGAGGAGGGUGUCGUGGCGACGGACCACGCGGCCAAAAAGAGCUUCGUCGGCAGCAAGACUUUUGCGCCUAUCGCUGACAACGAUUUCGUCAAGAACGAUCCCAAACAUCCGUCCAAGUUCCAUCAGAUCGCCAAGAUUUCCUUUCAGGACAGUGCUCAGAGCGGUGCGUCGCCGCCACAGUCGGCAACUCGCAAAGCCAACAACAAGACGGUGGUGCACUUGCGAAACACCGCCUCGCCGGACGCGCAAUCGCAUCCGCGCUGCGUCAACGUCACGGCAAUCAAACUGGAAAAGGACGCUGAAGAGAACGGCACGACUUACAAUAGACUGAUGGACGCGACGACGACGUUGGUCAACGGAGCAAAACCCGUGAAGAAGGUGGAGUUUUGCAAAACGGAGAUACAUUUUGCUGCUGAUUCUGGCAAGGUGAACAUCGUCGAGACGGACGGCAAGCCGCCGCCGACCAAUAAAUUUCGCAGACGUCGACGGAAUCAUAGCUUGAAUUCGGCGAUCAACGUCAAUCCACAGAAAAGCAAGCUGCCGGUGGUGCACUUCGGCGACACGUCUUACGAAAAGUACAUAUUCGGCGGCGGCAAAGUGCCGCUAGCAGCAGCAGCAGCAGCAGCAGCAGCAGCAGCAGCAGCAGCCUCGCAAAACGAGAACGACAAGACUGACAGUCCGGCCCUCGCGAACGAGGACAACCAGAACGGCUGGCACUGCGCUCCGCGAGACGCCAAGGAAAUCGUGACGAAGAUCGAUUCCUUCACGGAUACUAGUCUGGACAAAGUGAUGGAACACGUCGGCAAGUUCCGGUCCGGCGCACACACGACCACCGUGAAUUUCCUCAGCGACGAGAGCAAAGCUCUGGCGACAGUUGCCGAAGGCAAGCCGGAGAUUCGGCUUCAGUUCGCGAGCCGAAGCUUGAGUCCGGUCCAUGCCGACUGUGGCGGCAGCGACGACGAGCAGCGAGUCAUACGCACCACCAAAAUCACGCUGCACCUGCCGGCACCGAUGGCUCGCCAGCCUUUGAAUAAUCCAUUCAGCAAUUUGAAAUCCGUGCGACUGGUCAUGAACACCAUGACUGCCAGUCGGCUGCUCGACACCUUUUACAACGGUACUCGUCCUCAAGCUCGUCAACCAGGCGAGCUGUGGUCGUUGAGAUUGGGGGACAAGGACAAGGACGUUGACGCAGCCACUGGGAUUUUAGACGAGUCGCGAAUGAUCGAGGACAAGCCAAGCGGUGCCUUCGGCGCGCCUCCUGCAUCGCAACCGAGCAGCCAGCUGUUGCCGAAGAACGCGGAUCAAGUUCUUCUGAAAGUCGUGACGACGCACAAGCCGACAGUCGCGAGGGUCGACGAGCAGCCGCCUGUAAAAGCGAGCAGACUGAAGAACCAGACGGACGAGGAAAAAGUGAAGAGUCACCAGAUCGAUGACGUCCAAGCCAAAGAGCACUGUGAUAAGCCGAGCAACGCGGACGACGAGCCGCCCGUUUAUGAGAACAUAUUCGACGCCGUCAGUGACGGAGCUCCGCUCUACGAGAACUUCCAUCGGGUCGUCAAAACGGUUCCCGCUGCCGUCGACGACGAGAUCGAGGAGCUACUGCAAAAACCGGCUAUAGGUGGUUCGCACGGACAAGUCGUGCCGAAAAUCGAGGGUAGUAGGAAGGUGAGAAGCACGAGAUCGAUUACGCCGAGGAGCGAGAAGGACAGAUCGGACUCUCGAUCGAGGGAUGAUUCGGUAAAAAGGCGUAAGGAGGGCAAGUUGAUGAAGGACGACGGUACGAGAAGUUCGCAAACAAAAAGGAGCUACGCGUCAUUACAGAUGCGCAAGGGUACACCGACGAAUCUCAUCACUGAUAAAAGCACUCUCAAGACGAAAAAACCAAUAGAGGUUGUGUACAAAACUGCAGUCUACAAUAUGAAGAAUGAAAAGUUGUCGAUGCCGAGCACCAAGUCAAAGGAAACGAAGGGGCCACGACUGAUAAACGAACUGAUAUGUGGCACCAAACUGAAGAAGCCAUCCGACGGUAAAAAAAUAAUCAAAACAGCUGCAGUGUCGCAAAGUAACAGCAAGAAAAAAAAAACGUCUAACACAGUGAACAGAUAAUGAAUGUACCAGUAGACAAUAACAACUUUCUUUUUUACAUUUACGCUCUUUUUUUAUACCGUUUAUCGUUGAAUUUUGAUACUAAUUUUUAAGUAGUAAGCGGAAUAAUAGUUCCUCUUUCUCGACUUUUUUUACUAUACGAAGAACCUGUCAAUUUUAACUCUACUCUGCCAUCCUGACUGAAAUAAACGUACUUAUAUAACGAUAAUAUUUCUUAAGUGACCUUUACCUAUA